Molecule: messenger RNA, 1401 nt
Organism: Triticum dicoccoides
Lineage: Eukaryota; Viridiplantae; Streptophyta; Magnoliopsida; Poales; Poaceae
Product: homeobox protein HOX1A-like
Exons: 7
Coding region: 1-1401 (466 amino acids)
Biological process (GO): negative regulation of gene expression, epigenetic
Cellular component (GO): nucleus
Molecular function (GO): chromatin binding; DNA binding
Source: RefSeq, a predicted model, not a curated record
AUGGAUAAAAACAAUAUUUGUGGCUCUGCUGAGGACAUUAUUGAGACUCCGAAUUUUGCCAACUGUAGCCUUCACCCUGAGACCCUUGAGAAGUGUCACGGUUUUCCUUUUCCAUACACAUCGCUAUCGGGGGAAAGGAAAAAUUUCAAGAGGGCGGCUAACAGGGGAAGGAAAGGCUCCCGAGUAUUGUUGAGUACAACUUAUCCUUUGAGGUCAUCUGAGAAUACUAGAAGGGUUCUUCGUUCUAGAUCAGUUGCAGAUAAGUCACCUAUUGACGCUGCGCAAACUCCAACUGAAAGAGCUGCGAAGAAAACAAAGAGGGAUAGGCCAACAAAGACUGGUCCUAAUGAUGGGUUAUCAAAACUUCGUAAUCGAAUUAGAAACAUUUCGAGUCGGAUGAACUAUCAGAAACAUUUUAUUGAAGUGUAUGCCAGCGAAGGCUGGAAAAAACAAAGUUUGGAAAAGAUAAGGCCUGAGAAGGAGCUUGAACGAGCCAAGGCAGAUAUCAUGCGGUGCAAAUUAAGAAUACGAGAAGCUUUCCAGAAGCUUGAUAAUCUUCUAGCUGUGGGGAAACUUGAAAAAUCUUUGUUUGAUUAUGAAAGAAUGAUAUCUUCUGACCAUAUUGUUUGUGCCACUUGUAGAUUGCAAGGGCCUACAUCGAAUAAUGGCAUCAUUCUCUGUGACGGAGCCUGCGACAGAGGGUUCCACCAGAAUUGUCUAAACCCUCGUUUACUGACUAAAGAUAUCCCUGGAGCUGGAGAACGAUGGCUUUGCCCUGAAUGUGAUUGCAAGAUGAAAUGUAUAGAAUUAAUAAAUGAACUCCAGGGGACAAAUCUUUCCAUUAGUGACUCUUGGGAGAAAGUUUUUCCUGAGGCAGCUGCCGUGGCACACGGGCCUAUGCAAAAUGAUGUACCUGAUCUUCCAUCGGACGAUUCAGAAGACGAUGACUUCAACCCCAAUAUAUCCGAAGAACAUGUGGCUGGUCACGUGGAAGGACCAUCAGAAGAUGAUAUUUCAGACUCUGAUGACUCAAAUUUCAUCACCUCUUCUGACAAUUCAGAGCAUGUGAAGGAGAAAGAGAAAGUUGAUGUCCUUGAACUACCUUCGGACGACUCAGAGAAUGAGGAGUAUGAUCCAGCAGGUCCAGAUUCAGAUAAAGAUAUCGAAGAGAAGCAAGAUGAGUCAAACUUCAUAUCGGACUCUGGUGAUUUCUGUGCUGAUAUUGCGAAGUCAUGUGGUAAGGAUGAAGUUUCGUCUUGUCCUAAAGUUAGAGAUCAUACUACCAAGGAUCUUGACAUCGACCAAGCUGCGAUUUUACCAUCAAGGAGACGGAAGGUUCAACGUUUGGACUACAAAACACUUCAUGAUUCGGUGUGGAACACAAAAGAGCUUUUGAAGUGA